Molecule: messenger RNA, 1686 nt
Organism: Fukomys damarensis (Damara mole-rat)
Lineage: Eukaryota; Metazoa; Chordata; Mammalia; Rodentia; Bathyergidae
Gene: Dusp29
Product: dual specificity phosphatase and pro isomerase domain containing 1
Exons: 4
Coding region: 704-1354 (216 amino acids)
Biological process (GO): negative regulation of MAPK cascade; protein dephosphorylation
Cellular component (GO): cytoplasm
Molecular function (GO): protein tyrosine/serine/threonine phosphatase activity; MAP kinase phosphatase activity
Source: RefSeq, a predicted model, not a curated record
AGAACAGGUGCAAUUCUUCUUUUUGGAUUAUUUUCAUCCUCAGUAGAAGUGGAAGGCUGGCUGUGUCUGUCAAAUUAAUGAUAUCCUCACCCCCCAUGCAUCUCUCUGCUUCUCAGUCACCCCGUCUCCUGCCCUCCAAUCUCAGAACAGAGUACAACUCCCCACCCUGGGCUGUGGACUGGAGGUGAUCAUGUACUCAGCUCUGGAAACACAUGCUGCCCGACCCCACACGGACUUCAUUUCCUUGGGGACAACAGGAACUUGUUCACAUUCCACCAGUGGAGCCUGCCGUGCUGUCCCAGUCAAUACCCCUUCCACCGUGCAGACAUGGCUUCUCCGCGCUGAGAAAUUAAGGCAGCAGUGACCAGCCUCCUAGUGUGACAGCCGCAAAUGUCCCAACCAGCUGGCCAACCCUGUGUCAGGCUCUCCACACAAACCAGCUCCCCCUGUGUCCAGGCUUCUCGGCACCACCUCUGUGUGUGGCAGUGGAGACCCCGAUCAGGUCUGAUCUGGAUGCAGCCACCACCUUCCUGUUAGCCAACAGCUCCGUAGAGGUCAAGAGGGCCACAGGACUGCAGUGUCAGGGAUCUCCUGGGGCUUUGGACUUGGGUUAAAAUGGUCCAAACUAGCAGGAUCCAGUCCGUAAAGGAAAAAGGAGGCACCAGAGGGCUACAGAAAGGAGAGCAAAUCCCUUGGCUCCAGAAUGACAUCUGGAGACACGAAGACAAGCCUUGAGAAUGCCUACUUGCCUGCCAAGGGGCUGUCCUCGCGGGCACAGGAGGCGGAGGCGGAGGCCGAGGACUACUGCACGCCUGGCGCCUUCGAGCUGGAGCGGCUCUUCUGGAAGGGCAGCCCCCAGUAUACCCACGUCAACGAGGUCUGGCCCCGGCUGCACAUCGGAGACGAAGCGACGGCGCUGGACCGCUACGGGUUGCAGAAGGCGGGCUUCACGCACGUGCUCAACGCCGCCCACGGCCGCUGGAACGUGGACACCGGGCCCAACUACUACCGCGACAUGGACAUCGAGUACCACGGCGUCGAGGCCGACGACAUCCCCACCUUUGACCUCAGCGUCUUCUUCUACUCCGCAGCGGCCUUCAUCCACGCAGCUCUCUGCGACGACCACAAUAAGAUCCUGGUUCACUGUGCCAUGGGCCGCAGCCGCUCGGCAACCCUGGUCCUGGCCUACCUGAUGAUCCACAGGGACAUGACCCUGGUGGACGCCAUCCAGCAAGUGGCCAGGAACCGCUGUGUCCUGCCCAACCGGGGCUUCCUGAAGCAGCUCCGAGAACUGGACAAGCAGCUGGUGCAGCAGAGACGACAGGCCCCGCGCGGGGACAGCGAGGAGCUGUAGGCCACUCCUCAGGGGCCGAUACUCGGGACCGAGAGGGACAGCUGAAAAGGGCGCUGGCCUGUGACUUCGUGGGUCACAGAGAAGGGACAGAGUAACCAAACGUUGAUUUCUUCCAAAAGUGGGUUCCUCCAAGUUGCUAAACUUCCCAGUGCGUGUCAGGGACAGGGAGGACUCAGAGCUACCUCCUGGCAGAGUCCAGGCCUCUGUCACAGCACGGGGGGUGGGGGGAGCGACCCCAGCAGAACUGGUUGCUUUAUAAAAAUCUCAUUUUUUUAAAAGUUGGAGGCAGAGAAGGAUUUGAACAUGUGUGGGCAUUGUGUUGUGAUUAAAUG